CCAAGUGUUCCCGAUAAAGUGUUGUUUCACUGAGAAACAGGAAGGAAACGCCCAACUCUAGAAACUCAGUAAGGAGACAGAGCCAUUUCUAAAACGCUCUCAUUUAGCUGCAGAAUAUUUUUACCACCUCACAGAGUGUGACACGCACAGAAUAACAACCAGCACCCAGAAUAACACAGAAGAAGACAAAAAGAGGAUUGCACAGAGAGGAAGUACUGUUUUCCCUGUUGCCUCUGGAUUGCAUGACCCUUACAUAGAAAGCCAGGUGCUGUGCCUUUUGGAGAAGCUCUUUUCUGUCCUGGCAACCCUCUUCCAUGGCCGUGCUCUUCUUUCUUGGUGUUGCUCCAACAGGCAACUUCUCUUUCCCUCCUGUGGCGGCAGCCCCAGUGUAACACCGUUCAGGCUGCAGAGAAGAGGAGGAGUUACAGCACAAAGCUACAGCGUUUGCUUUCAAGGUCCUACAAUGUACUUUGCUGAUCCAGAUUCUGUGCUUCUGUUCUGAGUAAUGUUCCAGCAGGCAGGAUGCCGGGGAUCGCAUCACCAACACAAAACUCUGCUGGAGCAUUGAGCAGGCUGAAGACUCAGAUUUGCAGGUUAUCAGGACACAAGCUACAGAUAAGAAUAUAUAUGUAUUUAAAUAUGAGCCGCUCCCUUGUCCAAAGUUCAAGCUUCCAUAAAACAAGGAAAACACACCUGAAAAGUAUUUGUCUGCAAUAUCAGCUGUAUCUUCUUCUGAACAGCCAUUUCUUUUGCCUUUUAAAGACUGAGAUGGGACUAAUCAUCUUCUUCCUAUGUGCUUGUGUACCAAAGACAGCAGCAGGUCAUUGCAAGUGGGCAGAAGUUCUGAAAGAUUUGGAGCAGAUCAAGACAUCCAAAGAUAUUGAUGUCAGUUUAUAUACUGCAAAUACAGAUGAGGAUAAAGAAUGCCAAGAACCUGUAAUGAGAUGCUUUUUCUUAGAGACAAAAGUGAUUCUUCAAGAAUGUCUUAUCAAAAAUUGUAGUAAAACACAGGAUGUAUUGAACAUAUGGAAAAAUGGAAAUGCAAGCUUAGAAAAUAACAAGUCAAAUUCCACAAGAUCAGCAAAAUGCAAAGAAUGUGAAGAGUAUGAAGAAAAAAAUUUUACAGAAUUUAUACAGAGUUUCGUCAAGGUUAUACAGAGGGAAUGCAAACACUGACCAAAAGACAGAAGUUGGGAACUAGGAUUCUUCCAUGAACAUCCUCAGAGAAAUUAUGUUAUCACCAAUAAAAUGAAAAGAGCAUCACUGACAAUUCUACUUACAUAGCAAAACACGUAAACAAAGAAUAAUAAAAUCCCUGUAAUUCACAAUGUAUUUGUAACCGAAUACGUACAAAUGAUAUUACUUAUGAAAUAAAAAUGAAAGGAAUUUAACAGGGUUUAAAGCUUCUUCUUGACUUAAAGUGUCUUUAUUUUUGUUAAGUCCACUGGAAAAGAAAUCCUGCCUAAUUUACCAACCUUUCAACAAAAUUCUUUAAGAAAUCUAUCUCCAGCGGGAACC
This is a messenger RNA of Chroicocephalus ridibundus (black-headed gull), 1518 nucleotides long. It is a transcript of the gene IL15, whose product is annotated as interleukin 15. Bases 523 to 1176 code for a protein of 217 amino acids. Gene Ontology annotation, biological process: positive regulation of T cell proliferation; neutrophil activation; immune response. NCBI's taxonomy places the organism in Eukaryota, Metazoa, Chordata, Aves, Charadriiformes, Laridae. Gene Ontology annotation, cellular component: extracellular region. The transcript has 9 exons. The record is from RefSeq and is a predicted model, not a curated record. Gene Ontology annotation, molecular function: cytokine activity; cytokine receptor binding.